Rubroshorea leprosula is the source of this 507-nucleotide messenger RNA. The record is from the annotation of a GenBank genome assembly. Lineage: Eukaryota; Viridiplantae; Streptophyta; Magnoliopsida; Malvales; Dipterocarpaceae.
AUAUAGCAGAAUGGGCAGUGCACUGGCAAAAGAGGGGCAUGUUGGAAAGGAUUAUAGAUCCCCAUCUCCUGGGAUCUAUAAAUCUAGAGUCCCUGAGGAAAUUCGGUGAAACAGCCGAAAAAUGCCUAGGGGAGCAUGGAGCAGAGAGGCCAACAAUGGGAGAUGUUUUGUUUAAUUUGGAGUAUGCUCUGCAGCUGCAAGUGACUUGUGUACAGAAUGUAUCGUCGGAAAACAGUGCUAACUAUUUUCCAGAUAUCUGUGGAUGGAUCCCAGGUGACACCAUUACUGACCAAGAUUCUGAUGCAACGGCGACGAGCAGUGGAGUUUUUUCACAGUUGAUGGAUCCAAAGGGUAGAUAGUUCUGUAAAAGUGGUAAAUUUUCUUGAUUAAUUUCUUCUGUUUUAGUGUGUAUUUAGGUUUUUUCUCAUAUUAACGGGUUCAGGUCUAGGCAUGAUUUUUCUCCACUUUGACUGACAGUAAAAGUUGUAAGAAAUUUGGAAUUCAAUA